AUGAUGCAAUUCAAGCUGCUGCUCCUCGCCUUGGCCUUGUUCGGCGCAAUACACGCCGAGUACAACUACGACCCCAAUAAUCAUCAGAGCAUCAACAGCAUAAAUCAAAAUUUAAAGCUGACCUCAGCUUCAAAUGAGAUCAAUUCGGUGGAGCAGAGUGCAUCCAGUUCGGACGAGGAUUAUCGCACAGACUACCAAACGAACGAGAACUCACAGGCCACGCCCAAUGGCUAUGAUUAUACAACUCACUUGGAUAGUUCCGAUUCGAGUGCUGCCACCAGCACUGUCCGGGGUUCUGCGCCGCUCUUUGCAGUGCCACUGCCCGUGCAGCAGCAGCGUCAGGCAGAGAUCUUUGCGCCCGCUAGCUAUAGCUUCAACUAUGCCGUGAAUGAUGAGAGCACCGGCGACAUCAAGGAACACAGCGAGACACGCGAUGGUUAUGUGGUCAGUGGCUCCUACAGCCUCGUCGAUCCCGAUGGCUACAAGCGGACCGUCACCUACACUGCGGACAAUGUGCAUGGCUUCAAUGCGGUCGUCACUCGCGUACCCUACGUCCUCAAGAAGCUGGCGGUUGUGGCGCCCUCAGUGCUGCUGAACGAGCGCUCGCCCGUUGGCCAACUCUCUGCCACUUCCUCGGGCUCGGCAACUGUGAGGGGCGUUGAUAAUACGUUAAGAUCGACAUCGGGUGAUAGCUAUGUGAUUGCGGCAAAUGAGCGAACAACGGGUGGAGUAUACGCCUAG
Molecule: messenger RNA, 741 nt
Organism: Drosophila grimshawi
Lineage: Eukaryota; Metazoa; Arthropoda; Insecta; Diptera; Drosophilidae
Gene: Cpr23B
Exons: 2
Coding region: 1-741 (246 amino acids)
Cellular component (GO): extracellular matrix
Source: RefSeq, a predicted model, not a curated record